GAUCAAUCACACCACCUUCAGGAGCGAGUUGCAGGAGGUGCCCACGCGCCAAGAUGAGGCUGCUGCUUGCACUCCUCGGCUGGGUGGCUCUGGCGUCCGCAGCGCCAGUGAUCCGGUCCCAGAACAAUGAAAGGUUCCGCACGCUGCGCCCUGAAGUAGAUAACCUGCGCCUGUCGCCCUGCGACUACUGCCAGGAGCUGGUGACCACGCUGGAGUCUUUUGCCACCGACCCAGAGACCCAGGCGACUGUGGAGGAGUACAUUGAGUCCUCCGUCUGCGCCGGCCUGCCAGACCAGUUUGCGCAGAUGUGCACGCAGGAGGUUCCUGUGCUGGUGGCCCAGGCUGCCGACCUGAUUGAGAAGACUCUGGAUCCCAAGGACACCUGCGAAGCGAUGGGCAUCUGCCCCGGCUCCUCUGCCGCGCAGCUGCUGGGCGUUGAUGCCGCCAAGGGAUCCACCCCCUGGGAUUGCCCCGUGUGCAAGAUGGUCGUGAUUGCUUUCGUGGAGCGGCUGCAGGACCGGGAGGAGCGGCAGCAGAUCGAGGCCGACAUGCGGGCCGCCUGCGACAACCUGCCGCCCGAGGCCAAGGCUCGGUGCCUGGAUGACGUCACCAACCUGUUUGUGGCGCUGGACCACCUCCUCAGGGAUGUGGACCCCGAGGGCGUGUGCCGCGUGGCCGAGUUCUGCACCCCCAGCGGGGCCGCGUCCGCCAGCGGCAGCCCCGCCGCGCUGCGUGUUCUGGGCGCCACCUUCAGGGAGCUGGCUACGGGCGGCCCCGCCCGGAGCGGUGCUGCCAACGACAUGUGCCAGAACUGCAAGACCAUCGUAAUGGAGGCGGCAGCCAUCCUGCAGGACCCCAAGACCCAGGCCGAGCUGCUGGAGUAUGCCAAGGAGGGCUGCAACAUCUUUGCGGACUUCAAGGACCAGUGCGAGCAGUACGUGACGCUGUACGGCCCCCUCGUCUUCAACAUGCUCAUCUCCUACCUCCAGCCCGAUUCCGUCUGCACGCGCAUGGGCUACUGCUCCGCGUCUCCGCCCUUGGUGGUGACCUGAGAGCGUGCCGCAGCAGGCCUGUGGGCCCCAAGAGCCACCUGCUGGGCUUGGCUUCUUUGACACACCUGUAUCCCACCGGGGCUCUUGCCAAUCUCUUGUGCAUGUGCUGCCCCAGCUGUCCAUUGCGCGCGCCGCCUUUUGGCUUCAGUCACCCGCUGCCGCUGUACGUCCAUGCUCGCCUCUCAUGACCACAGCUGCCUUGCCACAAUCAAUCCUGAUGUGUUUCCUGGCCCACGCCAGGCGCAUGCAUGUAUCUUGAGUGUAUGCUUUUCGCCGCCUCAGUCUGUAAACCAUUGGCAAGC
Molecule: messenger RNA, 1354 nt
Organism: Chlorella variabilis
Lineage: Eukaryota; Viridiplantae; Chlorophyta; Trebouxiophyceae; Chlorellales; Chlorellaceae
Exons: 9
Coding region: 54-1052 (332 amino acids)
Biological process (GO): sphingolipid metabolic process
Cellular component (GO): lysosome
Source: RefSeq, a predicted model, not a curated record